UUGAAAUGAAUCAGCUUUUACUCUGCCUAAGAAACGACAGAUUCCAGAUUCCAGGGUGGGGUUUUGUCUUUAUUUGGAGGUUAAUUAUUUCUGUUAGUGAUCUCCCUUUUGACAUUCCUCUCUGUUACAUCCCAUGCCCACUCAAUGGUUGGAGGUGUAUUUUUUCUUGAUGUUGUAACUACAUGUAACAAGAGACAGCUCUAUCCUGAAAGCUGAACAGCACAAUGCAUUUGACAGGCUGUUAGAUAAGGCUCUCCUUAGUUUGGAGAGUGUGCAAAAAUAUAUAUUAAAAAAAUUAGAAAAAAUAAUAAAAAAUAAUAAAAAAAAACCAUAAAAACCUUGACCCUGGAUCUUUUGCAUCCCAGCUCAGCCCCGGAAUCAUGGGGUCAUUUUUUGGUUGCUGUCCAUGGAGGUGCAAUGUGCUUUCAGGCAGAUGCUGAGGAGAAGGUGAGGAAUUAACUUGCUAUUUAUAAGAAACAACCAGGCGCGAAUAGAUCAAAAGGAAGAGUUUGUAUUUCAGCGCCACAAUUAGGGAGGGGUGGGGACAGUGUGAUUCUCCAGUGAUGUGCAGAAUGGCAGAGAGGGUGGGUGGUUGGACUGUCAAACUGCCUUAAUUUAAUUGCAAACACAUGCUGAUGAGUCCCCUCCUCCUGGACCUCAGGGCUGGGAAACUUUUUUUGUCAGCUCCGUGCAGCUCAGAAUUGAGGCAAAUACGCUCCAGCAAACACCAUGCUGAUCAAACCUUCAGCUCUUGGAGGCUUUUUGUAUUUUCUGCUCCUGCCUGGUUUCUCCUGCUCCUGCCCCAGCCGCUGCCUGUGCUUCAGGACUACAGUGAGAUGCAUGCAUCUGAUGUUGGAAACCAUCCCCGAGAUCCCGCCCCAGACAAACAUUCUAGAUCUACGCUUCAACCACAUCAAGGAGAUACAACCUGGGGCCUUCAGAAGACUGAAGAACCUCAACACACUGCUGCUGAACAAUAACCAGAUAAAACAAAUUGUGAGAAGAUCCUUUGAAGAUCUGGAGAACCUGAAAUACCUCUACCUUUAUAAAAAUGAAAUUCAGAGCAUCCAGCAACAUGCCUUCCAUGGGCUCCGUUCCCUGGAGCAGCUGUACCUGCAUUUCAACAACCUGGAAAGUCUGGAGCUGGAGACUUUUAGUGACCUGCCCAAACUUGAAAGGCUAUUCUUGCACAACAACAAGAUUUCCAGGAUUCAUCCGGGGACAUUCUCUCAACUGGAAUCCCUCAAAAGGCUGAGGCUGGACUCCAACUCCCUGUUCUGUGACUGUGACCUGCUGUGGCUGGCAGAGCUGCUGAGGAAAUACGCAGAGCAGGGCAGCAUCCAGACCGCUGCCACCUGUGAGGCUCCACGGGACCUGCACGGCCGCUCCAUCGCCGCCCUGACCGCCCAGGAGUUCAACUGUGAGAGGCCUCGAAUAACCUCAGAACCCCACGACGUCGAUGUGCUCUUGGGAAACACAGUUUAUUUCACCUGCAGGGCAGAAGGCAACCCAAAGCCUGCCAUUAUUUGGCUGCACAACAAUAAUAAGAUUGACAUGAAGGAUGACGACCGCCUGAACCUGUUGCAAGAUGGUACCUUGAUGAUCCAGAACACCAAGGAGUCAGACAAAGGCAUCUACCAGUGCAUGGCCAAGAACAUUGCUGGGGAGGUCAAGACUCAGGAAGUUGUGCUGCGCUAUUUUGGCUCCCCAUCCAAGCCCACUUUUGUGAUCCAGCCACAGAACACUGAAGUACUGAUUGGGGAAAGUGUCACCCUGGAGUGUGGGGUCUCUGGGCACCCCCACCCUCACAUCAGCUGGACCCUUGGCACAGGCUCCCCUUUGCCACAGGAUUCCCGUUUCACCAUCACCAGCUCUGGGGGACUCUUCAUUCAGAAUGUCACCUUCUCAGACCAGGGGCAGUAUAACUGCAAUGCCAGCAACUCUGAGGGAUCCAUCCAGGCCACAGCAAGGAUCAUAGUGCAAGAUUCUCCCAGGUUUCUUGUCAUUCCCACGGAUCAGACAGUAACUGAGGGACAAAGUGUGGAUUUCCCCUGCUCUGCUGAGGGUCACCCUCCCCCAGUGAUUACCUGGACCAGGGCAGGUGGGCCCUUGCCGAGUGACCGGCGGCACAGUGUCCUGUCCACGGGCACGCUGCGCGUGGGCCGGGUGGCCCUGCACGACCACGGGCAGUACGAGUGCCACGCCAUCAGUGCCAUCGGUGUCACCACCCGACCCGUGCAGCUCUCGGUGACCCCGCGAGUGAUCCCGGUGUUCCUUCAUUCCCCCCAAGACCUGGUGGCAGAGACAGGUCAGGACGUUUCCAUUUCCUGCAGUGCCCAGGGAGACCCUCGGCCCACCAUAACCUGGGUCAAGGAGGGCAUCCAGAUCACAGAGAGUGGCAAGUUCCACAUCAGCCAGGAUGGGACCCUCUCCAUUCAGGACCUGGGUGUGGCUGACCAGGGCAGAUACGAGUGCAUAGCAAGGAACCCCUUUGGCUUCACCUCGAGUGCCAUGCAGCUCACCAUCACAGCCACAGACGUGGGUCGGAGCGGGGACACGUUUGUGGCCACGUCGCUGCGCGAGGCCAUCAGCAGCGUGGACCACGCCAUCAACUCCACACGGACAGAGCUCUUCAGCAAGCGCCCCAAGACUCCCAAUGACCUCCUGGCUCUGUUCCGCUACCCGAGGGACCCCUACACCAUUGAGACAGCCAGGGCAGGGGAGAUCUUUGAAAGGACCCUGCAGCUGAUCCAGGAACACGUGCAGCAAGGGCUGAUUGUGGACAUGAACGUCACAGGCUAUCGCUACAAUGACCUGGUGUCCCCUCACUACCUGACCAUGAUUGCCAACCUGUCGGGCUGCUCCGCCCACCGCCGCACGCCCAACUGCUCCGACAUCUGCUUCCACAAGAAGUACAGGACCCACGAUGGCUCUUGUAACAACCUCCAGCACCCCAUGUGGGGUGCAUCCCUCACAGCCUUCCAGAGGCUUCUCAAACCCGCUUACCAGAAUGGAUUUAACCUCCCCCGAGGGUUUUCCUUGGCAGGAGACACCAGGGAUCUGCCCCUUCCUCUACCUCGCCUUGUCUCCACUGCCAUGAUCGGCACCGAGACCAUCACCCCCGAUGACCAGUUCACGCACAUGCUUAUGCAGUGGGGCCAGUUCCUGGACCAUGACAUGGACCAGACAGUGGCAGCCAUCAGUAUGUCCCGUUUCUCAGACGGAGCCCCUUGCAGUGAGGUGUGCAGCAACGACCCUCCCUGCUUCUCCAUCGCUGUCCCUGCCAACGACCCGCGCGUGCGGAACGGGCGCUGCAUGUUCUUUGUGCGCUCCAGCCCUGUGUGUGGCAGCGGGAUGACCUCCCUGCUGAUGAACUCUGUCUAUGCCAGGGAGCAGAUCAACCACCUGACAUCCUACAUCGAUGCCUCCAAUGUUUACGGCAGCACAGAGCAGGAAUCGCGGGAGCUGCGGGAUCUGAGCGGCCAGAAAGGGCUGCUGAAGAGAGGGCAAGUUGUACCGAGCUCGGGGAAGCACCUCCUUCCCUUUGCCGUGGGGCCACCCACGGAGUGCAUGAGGGAUGAGAACGAGAGCCCCGUGCCGUGCUUCCUGGCAGGAGACCACCGUGCCAACGAGCAGCUGGGGCUCACGGCCAUGCACACGUUGUGGUUCAGGGAGCACAACCGCGUUGCCACUGAGCUGGCUGCCCUCAACCCGCACUGGGAUGGGGACCUCCUGUACCACGAGGCACGGAAGAUUGUGGGUGCCCAGAUGCAGCACAUCACCUAUGCCCAGUGGCUGCCCAAGGUCCUCGGGGAGGCUGGGAUGAAGAUGCUGGGUGAGUACAAAGGCUACAACCCCAACGUCAACGCGGGGAUUCUCAACGCCUUUGCCACGGCCGCUUUCCGCUUUGGGCACACCUUGAUCAACCCCAUCUUAUACCGGCUGAACGAGACCUUCCAGCCCAUCCGACAAGGCCACAUCCCCCUGCACAAGGCCUUCUUCUCCCCUUUCAGGAUCAUGCAGGAAGGGGGAAUUGACCCCCUCCUCCGGGGGCUGUUUGGGGUUCCUGGGAAAAUGAGAGUGCCCUCUGAACUCCUCAACAUGGAGCUGACGGAGAAACUCUUCUCCAUGGCACACUCUGUGUCGCUGGACUUAGCUGCUAUCAACAUCCAGAGAGGGCGAGACCACGGCAUCCCACCCUACAAUGACUUCAGGGUCUUCUGCAACCUCUCCUCUGCGCAGGAGUUUGAGGACCUCCGAAAUGAGAUAAAGAACUUGGAGAUCAGAGAAAAGCUCAGGAGUUUAUAUGGAACUACCAAAAAUAUUGACCUGUUUCCAGCACUGAUGGUGGAGGAUCUUGUCUCUGGGACCAGAGUGGGACCAACACUGAUGUGUCUGUUAACAACUCAGUUCAGAAGGCUGAGGGAUGGAGACAGAUUUUGGUAUGAGAACCCCGGAGUCUUCACGCCGGCACAGCUGACUCAGAUCAGACAGGCGUCCCUGGCCCGUGUCAUCUGUGACAACAGUGACCACAUCCAGCAGCUGCAGAGGGAUGUGUUCCAGGUGGCAUCAUACCUGCAGGGCAUGGUCAGCUGUGAGGAGAUUCCUGCCGUGGACCUCCGCCUGUGGCAGGACUGCUGUGAGGACUGCCGGACACGAGGGCAAUUCAGGGCUCUUUCACAGCGGUUCCGAAGCAAGAGGUCUCCUGGCUUCAGCUACCCAGAGGAAAACCCUGCAAAGCACAAGCCUGCCUUGCCAAGAGACAAGGCACCUUCUCCAAGCUCUUCCUCCAGAGAGAAUCUUGAGUCCCUUGUGGCUGAACUGGAGAAGACAGUCACUUCCCUACGGAAACAGGUGAAUGCACUGGAGAGCCAGCUCAGGUGGCACCACAGGAACACCAGAACACGUGGACAGGGCAAAAAGACUGGGGACAAAUGGGGAAAAAGAUGA
Messenger RNA from Cinclus cinclus, 4950 nucleotides. RefSeq names its product peroxidasin homolog. The transcript has 22 exons. NCBI's taxonomy places the organism in Eukaryota, Metazoa, Chordata, Aves, Passeriformes, Cinclidae. The record is from RefSeq and is a predicted model, not a curated record. Gene Ontology annotation, molecular function: heme binding; peroxidase activity; protein binding. Gene Ontology annotation, biological process: response to oxidative stress. Bases 730 to 4950 code for a protein of 1406 amino acids.